This is a messenger RNA of Striga asiatica, 2093 nucleotides long. Lineage: Eukaryota; Viridiplantae; Streptophyta; Magnoliopsida; Lamiales; Orobanchaceae. The record is from the annotation of a GenBank genome assembly.
AAAUUUUGAAUGAGCGAAAGCAUUCGGACAAAGGGCGCCCAAAAAGCUCGCAAUCGCAUCUCUCUUUCACACAGCAUCACACUGCCACUCGAGCUCAUUUAUGCAUUUAUGUUUUCUCUUUCCAUAUUCAGAUUUAGCACAAGACCUCGAAUUUCUUGACCCAAAUUAUUUCAUCCAUUUUUUAUAUUCAAAUUCUAGGCGUCUUAUUACAAAUCCCAUAACAGGAAAAGCUUGGGUAUUUUUUAAAAUUUCUUCUCCUAUCUGUAUCUGAAGCUCAGCAACAACAAGAACGAGAAGCAAGGGCACGGAGAACAAGCUAAUUCUUGAUAUCAAGUUCUGUAAAAUGGGACGAAACCUAAGCCCAGUACUGCGCCGGGAGCUCGAAAAUCUUGACAAGGAUUCUGAUAGUAGAAAAUCGGCAUUGAAAGCUUUGAAGUCAUACGUGAAGGACUUGGACUCGAAAGCAAUACCCAUCUUUCUUGCUCAUGUAUCUGAAACAAAGCAAACUGGAGUAUCACCCGGAGAGCAUACAAUUUCUCUGUACGAGGUUCUUGCUCGAGUUCACGGGCCAAAAAUCAUCCCCCAAAUAGAUAACAUCAUGAACACUAUCGUCAAGACAUUAUCCUCGAGUGCGGGAGCUUUUGCUCUUCACCAGGCUUGCUCAAAGGUUGUUCCAGCUAUAGCAAGGUAUGCAAUUGACCCCACAACAGCAGACGAUCGAAAGAGACACAUUAUUCACUCUCUGUGUAAGCCCCUUUCAGACUGUCUUCUGAGUAGCCAAGAAAAUCUGUCUUCCGGUGCUGCCCUUUGUUUACAAGCACUUGUCGAGUCUGAUAAUUGGCGAUUUUCUUCGAACGAAAUGAUUAACGAGGUAUGCCAAAGGGUAGCAGGGGCUUUAGAGAUGCAUUCGCAAACAAAUUCCCAUAUGGCUUUGGUCACGGCUUUGGCCAAACACAAUAGUUUGAUUGUUGAAGCCUAUGCUCGACUUUUGAUACAGUCUGGACUGCGGAUUUUGGAUGCCGGUUUUGCAGAGGCGAAUUCUCAAAAACAGCUGUCGGCCAUUCAUAUGGUGAGUUCACUAAUGAGAUGUUUGGACCCGAAAAGUCUCUUGUCUGAAAUGGAAUUUGUUAUUAAGGAAAUGGAGAAGUGUCAGUUUGACCGAAUGCCGUUUGUUACUGGAGCUGCUUUUGAAGCACUGCAAAUUGCAAAGAAAAUAUGUGCCGGAAGGAGGAAUAUUUGUUGUUCGGGGGAUCAAUCGCCUUUUACUUCAUCGCCUGAGUCGCGAACCGUUGACUCGUUUAUUGAGUGUGAUUACUUUAUCGAGUCGCCUAAGUCGAUUAAUGAGGGGCAUCAAAGUUGUUCUUAUGGCUGUAGGACUGUGAACCGUAGACUUUGGCAAAGGUCUGGCAAUGGACUUUUGGAUGUAUCUCUCAAAGACGGCAUAUUCUCAGGUUUAACUCAAGGAAUUGACAAUACGAGCUCUGAGUGUGAUGGCCUUUCUUCUCCAAGGAGCGAAGAUUAUGUUGGGAACUUUUCAGGUUUUGUUCUUGGGAGUGCUGAAACUCCAAGUCCACAGCGCUCAAACAGAAUGGCUUCGAACCGUGAGAAUGGUGGAGGCAGAUUAUUUUCUGAAGAACACCAUGGCCAAUCAGAAUCUGUUUCUUCCACAGGAGAUGAAGUAGUUCCAGAAAAUAAAGCUCGAUUUUGUCACAUCUCCGCACGUAGCAUUAUUUACAGUCUUUUUGCUGUUCUGUUGGCACUACUUUUUUGUUUGUUGGCAAUAGGUAAUCAGGAUGAUCGGGAUAAUAUUCUUGUUCCGACUUAGAUGUUUGUUCCGCUCGUGUUAUUCUUGAUCUUUGCUAAGCAUUUUAGGAAUAUAAGGACAGUGUCUUUAUGUUUGUUCUGCACUUUGUAAUAUGUAUCUUAGUACUUUGGAGAUUGGUGGCCAGUCAUUUUGCAUCCUGUAGGAAUCCAUUAUUGAAGCACAAAUUGCCAUUUUCUGUUUUCUCAUGAAUAUCUGACUGAAAAGAUCUAUCAGAAAAAUUGUAGCAUUAAUUUUUCUCUACAAGAUUUAUCAGGGGAUACCACUUUCA